This is a messenger RNA of Cryptotermes secundus, 2573 nucleotides long. Its product is annotated as DNA/RNA-binding protein KIN17. The transcript has 3 exons. The record is from RefSeq and is a predicted model, not a curated record. NCBI's taxonomy places the organism in Eukaryota, Metazoa, Arthropoda, Insecta, Blattodea, Kalotermitidae. Gene Ontology annotation, molecular function: double-stranded DNA binding. Bases 507 to 1919 code for a protein of 470 amino acids. Gene Ontology annotation, cellular component: nucleus. Gene Ontology annotation, biological process: DNA replication; DNA damage response.
AGCGAGUGGUUGGCCAGGACGAGGAAUUUGCCGUUCUACAGUCUAGUGGGAGUUGCAAUAAAGGAGGGACUGUGAUUGCUAUAGUUACGUGGAAAAGUAAUAUGUAACUUCUCAAAAAUACGCCUUCAAGUCUUAAUCCGUGACUUGGAGAUACUUGUUCUGCCGCUAGAGGUUCUAGAGUUACUGCAUUGGGAAGUUGCAUUUUGCUUCGUUGGUCACAGUGGUCAACAAUUAGUCUUGGAAGUCGCAAGACAUUGAUAUAUUUUUGUGCGUGUGAAUGGUAUAAACGCUAGAAACGGACUAAAGAGGUUUUAUAGCUUCAUAUAUAUCUUACGAGAAAGUUUUAUUUUGUCGAUUCAAAAGGCAGUAACCACAUUACAACUGUGUUUUUGGUGUUUUGCUUUCUGCAGCUGCUUGUGUAACCAUAUCCUAGGAACAGCUCAACUAUUCCAGGUUUCUGGCAUCGUGUCUUAGUAUUAUAAAAAAUCUAAACUAUAUUAAACAUAAUGGGGAAACAUGAAGUCGGUACCCCAAAAUAUAUUGCCAACAGAAUAAAGGCGAAAGGCCUCCAGAAACUGCGUUGGUAUUGUCAGAUGUGCGAGAAGCAGUGCCGUGACGAGAAUGGUUUCAGGUGCCAUAUGUCGUCAGAAUCACAUCAGCGGCAGCUUCUUCUAUUUGCUGACAAUACCGACAAAUACAUCAAUAAUUUCAACAAAGAAUUUGAAAGCGGCUUUCUGGAACUACUGAAACGCCAGUUUGGUACAAAACGUGUUCAUGCAAAUCGUGUGUACCAGGACUAUAUCGCCGAUCGUUAUCAUUUGCAUAUGAAUUGUACGCAAUGGGAAACAUUGACAGACUUCGUGAAAUGGCUUGGAAGGGAAGGAAAGUGCAAAGUGGAUGAGACUGAAAAGGGAUGGCAUGUACAGUAUAUAGACCAUGACCCAGAAACCAUUGCAAUGCAAGAAGCUCUUGGUCGCAAGGAGAAGCUCGACAGAGACGACCAAGAGAAGAUGAUGGCCUUCAUUGAAAAUCAAAUUGAGAAGGGGAAAGAAUUUUCCAAGAAUUACACUCCUGUCUACGCGGAAUUUGUGCGACCAAGUGAGGAAUAUAAAGUUGUUGUAAAUUUGAAAGUAGAAACAAAAAGCGAUGAAGACAUGAAAAAUAAUAAUUUGUUGGCAAGUAAUUCCUUGAAGAAUGACUACAAGAGAGGAGGGUGUUCUUCAUCAGGAAACAGCAAAGUCUCAAAGAACUGUGGAAGGAGGGGUGAAAAGAGGACAUUAUCAGCCCUGGAUGAGAUUAUUAAAGAUGAAGAGAACAAGAAAGCACAUAUAAACAGAAAGGAUUAUUGGUUGGUUGAAGGAAUUGUUGUGAAAGUGAUUGCAAAGUCUCUGGGUGAAAAAUACUACACAAAGAAAGGUGUUGUGACUGGAGUGCCAGAUAGGUAUGCAGCUACUGUAACCAUGUUAGAUAGUGGACACAAACUAAAACUAGACCAAGAACAUCUUGAAACAGUGAUACCAGCAAUAGGGCGACCUGUGCGUGUUGUAAAUGGUGCUUAUCGUGGUUGCAGUGCCAUACUUAGGGAACUGGAUCAGAAGAAAUUCUGUGUAACCAUUGAAAUAUCCUCAGGUCCUUUAAAGGGCAGAAUAGUUGACAGAGUGGAAUAUGGAGAUAUCUUCUUGGAGCAACAACUGCCAGAGAAUGUGACACAAUCUGGGCUUAACAAGGAGGAUCCAGGAAUGGCCCCCUCCCUCCCGUGUACAUUCCAUCAACGGAGGUCAUGUUACCAGGAGCCUGUGAAGCAAAAAGCAUGUGUUGUCUCUGAAGCAGCUGGGGAGAACACAAGGAGACCUACAGAGGGCUACGUGCUGGAAAGGAUAUAUCUGGGGUCCUGCCAAAUUUUAUUUUCUACGAGAUAGUGCCAUGCAUCAGUGAUGCACGCCACUCCUCUGCUUCAACAACUCACAUUACAUACAAGUUCAGGCAUAAGCACCAGCCCUUGCUUUAUUUUCACAUUCAUCCUGCUGUAAAUUAUAUACAGAAUCAAUACAUCAUCCAAGAACACAUGCUACUAUUCGCACUGAAGUGAAGAAAAGUAGAAAGUGUGUAGUCUGGAAGAGACAAUUUGUGGAGGGAGUUGGAAGUGCUUGAAGAAGUAUGCAGUUUGUUGCUCAAGAAGACUUGCUGGUGAAAGUUGAAGUUUCUUUUGCACAUUAUCUUGUAGAAAAUAAAAUUGCACGACACUGCACACAUGUCCUCUCCAGCACGUUGACUCUCAUGCCCCCCCCCCGGCAAAGCAAAACCAAAAGGCUACCAUUAGUUUUCAUCAUCCUCUACCAAAUAAAUAAAGCCAUUAUUUAGUCAGUUUUAUUUAUAAUAAUUCAAAAUCUUGUUAUACCAUUAGACCUUUUCAAUAGAAUGUGCAGAGAGGAAGUUUUGUAUGUUGUUGAGCACUGUUGUGUCAGGGUUAAGGUUACUAUCUAUUUGUUUUAUCUGCAAAAGAAAGGUAAAAUAUUGUAACGUGUUAAGACACUGAUCCCACUUCUGACACCAGUGUAACGUGUUUCGUUACU